AUGGUAAUCCCCCAAUUUCCGUUGUCGGAUCGUAAUCGACUACAAAAUUUGGAUAAAUUGUCAACAGAAGAAUUAGAACCCGAGUUCGUCACUGAAGUAUCUAGGGUGGUCAAAAGUAUUUUAUCCACUUCACCGCCAAAGUACAUCGGAUCAUCCUUAAUGACGGGUUUAUCAUUUAUGAAAUUUCUUCAAGAAUGUGUUGAAAAAUUAAAUGAUACCAAAAAGGAAUUCUUUAAAAGGGACAUCGGAAGAAGCUCAAGCCAGAGUGGAAGUUCUAGAAGAUCUGCGCCACGAAACUUGAACAUUUCAUCUAAAACGGAAUCCAAUUAUAUCCUUCUCAGUUUAGAGGAGGAAGGUUAUACCACGCCAGAUGAAAAAGUAGAACAACUUAUAACAAAAUUAACAAAAUCAAAAUAUUUAUAUGCUCUAAAAUUACUUUUUGAAAAUCUACAAAAUAAAUUUUCAUCUCAAAUUUUAGUUGAUUCAUUAAGAAGUUUAGCCAAUCCUACACUAUUUGACCAUCAUUCAAUGGAAAUUGUUACAAGAUUGGAAUUACACUUACGAACUUUGGUAGCAGCUUUGGAACAGAUAUGCUUUUCGCAGAUAGUUAUUGGUAAAGAAAUUCGGGAUAAAAUUUACGAUUCUUUAACGAAAUUUGCGGAAUUCCAUCGUAAAAACAUACAAGUUAUUGAAGAAGGACUUGUUAGCGGCCUUAAGUCAAAGUACAAUCCAUCAAAUCAACAAGAUGACAUAGAUAACAAGGGUAUUGAAAAGCAUAACUAUAAUAUUGACUUUUUGUUGAUUCACUUGCGCGAUACACUACAUAGCCUGCGUGAUGAUGAAAUUUGGUUUCAAGAAAUUUUAAGAAGAAUUAAGGAAUUUUUGAAGGCUGUUUUAAAUAUUGCACCAGGACUUACAAGUAUUGUUGCACCCGGAGUUGCUCUUCCAAAUGACAAUUGUUCAAUAUUAUCAAUGCUUACUCAAUUACGUCAAGGAUUAAGUUUUAAAUAUCCGGUCGCUUCUUAUUAUAUAAAUUGGAGAAUUAUGUUGAUAAUUCAACAUAAUCUUUUAAACUGGUCUAGAGAGUGGAAUAGUGUUGCUGAUAAAACUAUGUUAAAUUCACAGACUAAAUUUGAUGAAGUAUCAAAUAAACUCUUCAAGACUUUAAGAAACGCUGGGGGUUUUUUAAAUAAUCUUGCCGGAAACGAACCACUAGCGUUACCAAAUAUGUUAUGGUUUGGCAUACUGGAUCUUGCACAAAAUCUCAUUCAAAAAUCUACUCAACCGGUUAUUCAAGGACUUUUUUAUUAUUUGGCAAUUGAAUCACUAAACAAAGCUCUAAGUAGUUUCAUUCAAUUUAAAGCAAUUGAGAUAUUGUUACACUUGCAAAAUAUAAACGAGGAAUUAUUUUCAAUGGUAGAAAUUGAUUUCAAACAAUACGCGCAAAAAUUAUAUGAAAACAAUUCAAAUAGUGAAUCAUCGGAAAGAUUUCAAUGUUUAUUAUCAUUCGUUAAAGAAAAAUGUCAUCAAGACUUAAUUAUGUUAAAUGAUGAUAUAGGAAAAGGAAAAGGAAAAUGUAUAGAUAUAGAUAAGAAUACAUAUUUUAGACAAGAGCAUACAUUAAAUUCCCGUAAGAUAAUGGAUAUUAUCAUAGAUGAAAUGACUUUUCCUAUUAGUCUUGGACUGGAAGAUCAAUUUUAUCUUUUAAAAUGUCAACAUAAGAUAUCAUUAAAUAUGUAUAACAAAUUAACACAAAAAAAGUGUCCUAUAUGUCGAGAAAGUAUUGAAAAUAAUGAUGUCAAAUACGUGUCACAAAAAACUAUUUAUAAACAUCUAUAUCCCUGUUUAGAGGAUCAAACAAAUAAACAACAUGAGGAUGAUUCCGAGGACGAUUCUGGUAAUUCAGAAGUUGAUCAAAUAAUAAUUAAAAAAAUGAAUCUUAAAGAAAUUAAAUUGAAAUUAGAUAUAUUACAACCAAAAAAACUACGUCCGUCUUAUCAGAAUGUUAUAAAUGAAUUAGCAAAUAAAAAUUAUGAAAAAGCUAUAUCAAUAGGUCAAGUAUAUUUAAGAAAGUUUCCUAAUAGUUAUACAAUGAGAUGUAUUUUAGCUUAUGCUUGCAGAUGUCUUAAUAACUAUAAGCAAGCACACUCAUAUUUAGAUGAGGCUAUUAUAAUAAAAAAAAGCAAACCUAUUGCAUAUUUUAUUCGUGGAGAAAUACUUUUCAGGCAAGGCGACUAUUUUUUAUCAAUAAAUGAAUUAGAAAAAUCAAAAAACCAAAAUAAUAAGUUGAAUAUAAUUUUAGGUAAUUGCUAUCUUUUGGAAAGAGUAUAUGAUGCUGCUUUAGAAAGCUAUGAGGUUGCAUUACAAAAUGAUUCGAGAAAUUAUUUAUGUUUGAAGUAUUGUGCAUUUAUUUAUGAAAUUCAAGAAAGAUAUUCAGAAGCGUUAGAAAUGUUAGAUAAAUUACUGGAAAUUAAUCCAGAAGAUUCUUUAAUACUAUGUUAUUAUGGAGAAAUUCUUAAUUAUUUAAGAAGAUAUUAUGAUUCAAUAUCGCAAUUUACAAAAGCAUAUAAUAUUGAUCCUGAGAUUACCCAUAUCUUAAUUAAAAAAGCUUUCACUCAUUACGAACUUCACGAAUAUGAAAACGCUCAAUUAGAUCUUAAUGAAUUGAUGCAAUUAGAUUCUUCAAAUAGUCUUGUAUAUUUUUAUAAGGGACUAAUAUAUUAUGCAUUAGGAAAUAAUGAAAAAACUAAAAUUGAAGUUGAAAAAUGCGUAUUAUUAUUCGAUUCUAAUGAUAACUUGGCAAUAUUUUUGUCAAGAUAUUUUGAUGAUAAAACAUUCAAUAGCGGAAAUAUUUUAUAUAAAUAUUUAAUGCAAGAAUAUUUAGAUACAAAAUUAUGGUCAUUUAUAUACGAUUAUCAUAUUAUUAGAGAUGAUAAUUUGAGUAAACUUGGAAUAAUUAAUAAAUUUUAUAAUGUCAUGUAUAAAAGAAAAGGAAUCUAUUUUCUUUCUAAUCUUGUAAGUUUAAAUAGUGAAUUUAUUCGGUUUCAAGAAAUGGAUUCAAAUAGUUUAUCUGGCCAUGUGUUAUCUUUUGAAGAUGAAGUAAUUCCUAUUGUUUUGCCCGAACUUAAAUAUAAUUCCCAUGAAUAUUAUUAUUAUUGUUUGAAACUAAAUGUUAAAAAGAUAUUGAAUAAAGAUUUUUCUGUGGAGUUUAUUUUUAAACAUCUAAAAGAAAUACAUUUAUUAAAAUACGAGCAGUUAUCUGCACUUAUUGGAUUGGGCUGGGUUGAAUAUACACUUCCAUUUCACUUAUAUAAUCCGUCACAACUUUCAAUUAAUUUAAAGAAUAAUUCUAUAAUUAUGCAAAUAGAUUAUGUUCGAAUGAAAUGGGAUAUAGGUAAUGAAAUCGAUAUUCCUGAGAUGGAUAAUCCCUUUCAAAUCUAUAAUUCUUGCCCAAAUAUUCCAGAAAUAUUUAACGACAAAUAUUUUUCAAAGAAGGAAAUGGAAAAUUUGAUUGAAUUAAAAGACAUCAUUUAUUAA
Molecule: messenger RNA, 3537 nt
Organism: Funneliformis caledonium
Lineage: Eukaryota; Fungi; Glomeromycota; Glomeromycetes; Glomerales; Glomeraceae
Source: the annotation of a GenBank genome assembly